Molecule: messenger RNA, 3405 nt
Organism: Penicillium maclennaniae
Lineage: Eukaryota; Fungi; Ascomycota; Eurotiomycetes; Eurotiales; Aspergillaceae
Product: ankyrin repeat domain-containing protein
Exons: 3
Coding region: 1-3405 (1134 amino acids)
Cellular component (GO): nucleus; cytoplasm
Molecular function (GO): protein binding
Source: RefSeq, a predicted model, not a curated record
AUGCGUUUGAACUGUUUAAUCAUACUUUGUCUAGCGCCCCUCGUGUUAGCUGAUGAUUGGGACGACUUUACGAAUAAUCUUGCGACGGACUUGGCACCUUUGAUUACUCUCUUUGGCGAACGGCUCACCAAACAGUUCCUCUCCGAAUCAAUUAGCCUCAUUGAUAAUCUGAUCUUCGCCCUCUCGCCGCUUGGCGUCUUGACAACAGUCGUCUCAGUGAUUCGAGUCUGUGGCGGAUCCUCUCUUCGAGCAUUCAUCGGACGUGCACAGGAAGGGCCUGCAGAAGCCGAAAGCGAAUUGCUUCCAUGUGUCUCCGAGUCAACGGCGGAGCUUUUCAAUGAUGGCGGCAUUUCGAGGGUCUUUGGUCGACCAAAGGUGCUGGAAGUUGUAGCCUGGGAAGAUGAAACGGUAGAAGACGGCAAGCUAUCUCUCAAGCUUGGAACCCUGCUUGAUGCUGUCAAAUCUGGGGCUUGGUCUGAGAAAGGGAAGGAAAAGUGCUCUCCUGACCGGUAUUACCUUCCUGAAAUCGGUGUUCCCAACUUAUCUCUCAACAAGGGAAUUAAAAGAAAGGACCAGAGCUGGUCUUACUGUGUUGCCAUUGUUGGAUCACUCUUGCAGACAGGUGUCAUCGUGUAUUCUAUCAUUACUGUCUUUGUGUCCCCCGAUACAUUUAAAAAGAACGGAUCGGCUGUCCCCAGCUACGCAUUCCCUUUUUACAUAAUAGGGACAACAUUCCUGUUCAUCGGAAUGUUCUUUUCUGCUGUGAUCAUCGAGCGGUCCUCAAAAGAAUACUACUUCAAGCCGAAAAAGUCAAGUACGUUAUACUGGCUCCAACCUGGAAACCAAAAGGUAGGAGACCAAGUAUUUGGCUCAUUCUUGGCUGAGGAUACCGCGCCCGUCAUGUACAUCAAGUCGAUUCGCGAUCACAGAUACGAAGGCCAAUGUUUCGUGAUAUAUUCAACGAUUUCUUUGACCGUCAUCGGGUUCAUCAUGCAAUUUAUCGGACUUCGCGGUCUCCAUGCUUCCGUUAUUCUAGCCUCUUUGGGAGCCACGCUUGUUAUGUCAAUCUUGAGGACUUGUCUACGAACAAAGAGAAUGGCACCAGAAGAAAACAAACUAAAAGAUGAAAGGGAAAUAACAGCCUACAAGCAGCAAGAGCUCGAUUGUUUCGCAUUUAAGCUGGAACAUAUGGUGUCUUUUGAUUUGAUCUCCCAGGAUCAUUGUAAUACAGCGUCGGUCGGCUCUUGUUUGGAGCAAAGAAGGGACUCAGAACUCAUAGCCAAGCGUCUGAUUCAAACUAGAGUACGUCUAGCCGAGCUCACCUCCGGGUCACAUGAUGGCUCUACCAUGGCAUGGGAUGAAAUGCCCAUUCGGAGCGCUGCAAAAAACCUCGCUCGAACAAUUGAGACUACAAUGGACGUGAUGUCGAGUUGGGGUAUCGAAUUCGGCGAGUCGUUCAAUUUCCCGCUCGAUGUUGAGUGCCAACGAGUAUCCGGGACACUAUCUCGGACAACCUGCCUUGUACAGCCAUCGAGAAGCGGUGAUACCCUCAGAUGGUGUGUGGAAUCAAAGUACCUUGAGGCAAUAUUAGGACUAUGGACAUGGUCACUCUACAAAUCAGAACAAGACUGGCUUCAACCACUCUACCGCCUUGUCGGAGUGGAUGAAGCUGAGGCGCAGGGAGAAGCAGCAUACCAUAAUUUCCACAAGUGGAUAUUCCGACAAACGGAGGCAAGAAUGGCCUCCUUGAAAUUGAUCGACUCAUCACGUCGUCUCUUUGGAUGUGAUGCUGAUCAGUUCGCACACGGUAACGAUAUAAUGGUGAUGAGAACAGAGAACGAUCUUGAGUACAUGGCAGCCCAGGACAUCUAUGUUCAUUUCAUCAAGGCUGCUUUCGACCAUCUCACCAACCUUGGUGGUAGUUUCGACGUCAAUGUCGGGCUCAUGGGCUCUUAUGUGGCCGAAAGCAGUCGAAUCAACGAGUUGGUCGGUUGCUUCGAAAGCUGCAGGCUGGGUUCAAGGGAAGAUGCACUGCUGUGCAUGGUUCCUAUGCUGAAUCGAAAGAGCAUGUUGCCAGCACUAGCAGCCGAUUCCAUCCAUAUAAGGAAGCGCACAGGCCGUUCAAUAAAUGAGAACGACUGGGCAACAGCAUUUCGUCUUGUGGAAUGGACCUGUCAGCGCUCAAUCGAAGAUAGUUACACCUAUUCGCUGUACGAACUUGGCUAUCUCUGUCGUCGGGCGUUAUUAUCAAACAAGAAAGAUUCGCAAUUGCUGGGGUUCAUCUACACGUGCAAGAUUCUUGAGUCAGAGACUCAAAUCGGCUUUCUGCAAACACCAAUAAUGUCGCUAUCCUCUACAUGGCAAGAAUCGGGGGUGAAUACAACUUUGUGGCACUCAUUUUCCAAACAAAUUGGAUGGAUGGCGUGGCACAUCUCUCAAAGAGUACCUGGCAUGGAAUGGAUGCAGAAAGACCUAGAGAGACUCAAUGUUCAACAAGACCUGGGCCUCUGCGAAGUAGCAAGACUUCAUAAAGAGCAGGCUCUUGUUGGUGUGCACGCGAUGCAAGAAUUGCUCACCUUCAAUCAGCUUGACCGUCAAAAUGAGCUCGCAAAGCCUGAAGACGCCCUGGGAUAUUGGUGGGCAUCUGAGAGUGGAUUUGAUGCUCUGGUAUACUCCGUGCUUGCGCAAUGGGCAGAAAGUGGAGCAGAGAACUCAUCCUCCGUUCAAUACGCAUUCACUAUUGCAGCAAAGUGUCACUCCCAUUGGGGGAUUCAAGUCCUUCAACGACGCAAUGCUGAUAUCGAUGCAUUGAACGGUGUCGGAAGAUCAUCCUUGAUGGAAGUGGUUGAUAUUGGAGACAUUGAAGCCGCUCGGACUCUACUCGCCAAUGGAGCAAAUCCUAAUGGUAAUGACAAAGUCCCAGGAAUGAGACCUUUGAUCAUAGCGGCCCAAAGAGGAUGGACUUCUAUGGUGGAGCUUCUUCUUUCCAAUAGAGCAGCUACAGAGGUAUUGGAUUCUUUGGGCUGCUCUGCCCUGUACUGUGCGACCAUUGAGAAUCAUGUCGAAGUCGUCCGUUUGUUGCUAUCUCAUGGUGCAAAUGCUAACAAGCAGGCUGGCGGGUCUUCAGCACUCUCCUCUGCUGUAGCUUGCAAUCGAGUUGAACUGGUCAGAAUGCUUUUGGAGUAUGGGGCUGAUGUUGACACAACCACGGCCAGCACAGGUUCAACUCCGUUGACGCGUGCGGCUCAAUCAGGAAAUGCAGGCAUGACUCGCCUGCUGUUAGAAAACGGCGCCAAUAUACAUGUACUAGAUGGAGAAGGGCUAACGGCUUUAGACUGGGCCCAGAGAUGUGGAUGUGAAAGCACCGUGGCAAUAUUGGAAGCUGCUGUCGGCAAUUCCGUAUGA